Molecule: messenger RNA, 570 nt
Organism: Oldenlandia corymbosa var. corymbosa
Lineage: Eukaryota; Viridiplantae; Streptophyta; Magnoliopsida; Gentianales; Rubiaceae
Source: the annotation of a GenBank genome assembly
AUGUCAACCCUUAUCAACCACAACUCCAACAACAACAACAACAACCAAAAUAAUAGUGCAAAUUCAAACGCAAAUGCAAGCGCUGACCAAACCACAAUUGAUCAUGCUGCUAGAAACUCAAAUGACUUCCAUGAUGUCGAGGACCCGGUGGAGGGGAUUGUAGAGAACGGCGAUCAGGAAGAGCCCCAGCCACCAGUUGAUGGCAUACACAACAACGCAGGCCCCUUACCGCAAACAAGAAACAGUAUCGCGGUUACUCCUCGAGUUCCAAUCCCUAAUGUUCACGAUAACGUGGGGAUGGCACUUGAACACGGGAAUCUAGAGGUCCCGCCAGCUGCCCCACCAGGAAGUAACCGUGAAUCGGGUGUUCAUCCAGAGGAUGCCAACAUAAUAAGGUGGCUAGUAGAGAAAGGUUAUCUGGACGAGGAAAAAGCUACCAUAUACAUGGCCUCAGGCACCUUGCCCCCGCCUCCCGGAUUCCCUCCUCAUGGUGGCGAGGUGGAAAACCCUCGUCGUUCUAAAAAGCCCCGCCAACACAUUCCCGCCAACAACACAAACACCAGCAACUGA